GGUCGCCUGCCCGGGGCUGGCCCCCGGCGGAAAGCUGGCGGAAGUGGCUUCCGGCUUCCCGGGCCGGGCCGUGCAGCUAGCGGCCAGAUCGGUGCGUGCACGCCCUGUCGCGGGCGGCUGAGCAGCGGACGUCGCUCUUCCCCAGUCGCCGCGCCCACGGGGGCUGCUCGAGCCGGCCACCAUGCCACUGGGCCUGAAGCCCACCUGUAGCGUCUGCAAGACCACGUCGUCGUCCAUGUGGAAGAAGGGCCCGCAGGGGGAGAUCCUCUGCCACCAUUGCACCGGCCGGGGCGGCGCGGGCGGCGGGGGCGCGGGUCCGGCAGCGGCCGGCGGCCCGGGGGCCAGUGGAGGCGGCUUCGGCGCGGCCCCCUUCGCCAGCACCUCGGCCGCCCCUCCGCAGAGCAACGGGGGCGGGGGCGGGGGCGGCAAGCAGAGUAAGCAGGAAAUUCACAGGCGGUCCGCUCGUCUCAGAAAUACUAAAUACAAAUCUGCUCCUGCUGCGGAAAAGAAAGUUUCCACGAAAGGAAAAGGGAGAAGACACAUUUUCAAGUUAAAAAAUCCCAUCAAAGCUCCUGAGUCAGUUUCAACCAUAAUCACUGCAGAAUCCAUCUUCUACAAGGGAGUUUACUACCAAAUUGGAGAUGUUGUUUCAGUGAUUGAUGAGCAAGAUGGAAAACCCUACUAUGCUCAGAUUAGGGGUUUUAUCCAGGACCAGUACUGCGAGAAGAGUGCAGCACUGACGUGGCUCAUCCCCACUCUCUCCAGCCCCAGGGACCAGUUCGAUCCUGCAUCCUACAUUAUAGGACCAGAGGAGGAUCUUCCAAGGAAGAUGGAGUAUUUGGAAUUCGUUUGCCAUGCGCCGUCUGAAUAUUUCAAGUCUCGUUCAUCACCAUUCCCCACAGUUCCCACCAGACCAGAAAAGGGUUAUAUAUGGACUCAUGUUGGACCUACUCCUGCCAUAACUAUUAAGGAGACAGUUGCUAACCAUCUAUAGCUUGAAAAAUAGAACUAAACGUCUGUUUGUAUUGUAAUACUACACAAUGUACAAUGUGUUUCUUAAAUGAAGUCCUUAGAUGAAAAAAUAAUGGUAAAGGGUUUUUCCUUCCCGUCCUGUAAUCAUUUGUCUAUUCAUUAUUAGUCACUUAGCAAAUUAAGAGAGGUUUUUAAUUUUCUUUUCAAAAUUAAGAAAGAACUUGGUAUGCUUUGAAAUUAAAUAUUCUAUAUGUGUAUCUUCCAAGCAAAGACUAUAAUUUCCAAGAAUACCAACAGG
Messenger RNA from Sorex fumeus (smoky shrew), 1270 nucleotides. It is a transcript of the gene GATAD1, whose product is annotated as GATA zinc finger domain containing 1. The coding region runs from base 182 to 994 and encodes 270 amino acids. Gene Ontology annotation, molecular function: sequence-specific DNA binding; zinc ion binding. The record is from RefSeq and is a predicted model, not a curated record. Gene Ontology annotation, cellular component: nucleus. Gene Ontology annotation, biological process: regulation of DNA-templated transcription; chromatin organization. NCBI's taxonomy places the organism in Eukaryota, Metazoa, Chordata, Mammalia, Eulipotyphla, Soricidae. The transcript has 5 exons.